AUGCGUGGCAUUGUCCUUCUUUGCAACCUGUUGGACGGGAAUCCUGUCAUCAAAUUUAUCCCGUUCCCCGAAUCAAGGGUUAGCUUUCUCGACGAGGAUGGCCACCCUGAGCUCGCCCCUCAGUAUUAUUGCAAUGUUGCCUGCUCCGGCGAUCUCAUCAAAUUCAUCGAGGUAGAAUUUGAUGACCCUGUUGUCAGGACCAGCGGUAUAGGUUGGAGAGCCACUGUGUGGGAGAGGAAGUUCUCCUGGGACAAGUGGGAGAUCCGCUCCACGGUCGAUGUUGCUAACAUCUCAGUUGACCAAAGUUUUUCUGCUGUAUUGCCUGGGCUGUGGUGUGAUGAGACCCAAAAACUGGACUUGAAGAAACUUAUUUUCUAUACCCCGCUGCCGAGCAGGCGUGAUGACGAUCUUUUUUACAUGGUGGCUAAGGUGAAUGCUGACGACGAGACUGCCUGGGCCAUCGCAGUUGACAUGGAAAGGGCAGGUGUGGAAGCAAUGGUCCAGUUCUCUCUUGGACGGUACACGUACCACAUUGCAAUGUACUCUUCAUGCGACUUCCCCAAGUACCUCAACAUGACCCCAGGGGCAGGCAUGGAUAAUCCAGCGGACAAGUGCUCUAAGCGGAUGUCUGUUGCCAGGUUGAGUGCAAAGCAGUGUGUGGUGCAAGUUCUGCGGACUCUAGACUGGCUUCAAGAACUUGAUCAAUGCUUGGAAAUUGAGAGGUCAACUGACAACACAUACAGAUUAUUACUUCAGUUUUCUCCAGUAUCAUCUCUGCGUUCCAGUAUCAGACCAAUGGUAAAAUAUGCUAAUGAUCAAGGUGAAGCUGCAUCGAAGGCUGUGGAUUUUUGCCGAAGAGCUUUGGAAGAUUUCGACUUGGCUCUACACGGAUCACCGAGUGAUCCUUCAGCAUCCGUUGAAGCCAUGCGUAGCAAAAUCAGUGAUGUCAUUCAAGCUUUGGACAAGUACAAGAAAAUGAGUGGCCUCUCUUCUUUAUUAUUAAACGGAGCCCUUAGUGAUUUUAAUUUUGUACCUGGUUCAAUUGUUUCAGCAUCAUGCAAAUUGUGCCAUCAACACUGA
Molecule: messenger RNA, 1080 nt
Organism: Triticum turgidum subsp. durum (durum wheat)
Lineage: Eukaryota; Viridiplantae; Streptophyta; Magnoliopsida; Poales; Poaceae
Source: the annotation of a GenBank genome assembly